Molecule: messenger RNA, 810 nt
Organism: Botrytis deweyae
Lineage: Eukaryota; Fungi; Ascomycota; Leotiomycetes; Helotiales; Sclerotiniaceae
Exons: 2
Coding region: 1-810 (269 amino acids)
Biological process (GO): fungal-type cell wall polysaccharide metabolic process
Cellular component (GO): fungal-type cell wall
Source: RefSeq, a predicted model, not a curated record
AUGAAUACCAUCAUGCAACUCUCCGUUCUCCUCCUGGCCUUCCUCGCCCAAACUACUCUCGCCACCUGGCCUAAGCGAGGUGUCCCCUUCAACGACGUCUCCCUCAUCCAACACUUCAACGGCGGCGGUUCCCAAGUCAACUGGGCCUGGAACUGGGAUUCCUACAUGCCAACCUCCUUCCCCACCUCCAUGGAAUUCAUUCCUUGUCUCUGGUCCGAUUCCUCCGAUCACACCUCCGUUUGGGCCGCCAACGUCAAUGCUGCCAUUGCUCGUGGUACCGGUCACAUCAUGGCAUUCAAUGAACCCGAUGCAUGUGGAGGAGGUCAAUCAUGCAUGAGCCCUCAACAAGCUGUCAAUGCCUGGAAGACCUACAUUCAACCUUUUGCAGGCCGUGCUGCAUUGGGUGCUCCCCAAGUUACAAAUGGUCCUAGCGGAUUGCCUUGGUUACAAUCUUUCUUGAGCUUAUGCACAGGCUGCCAGAUUGACUUUGUGCCAAUUCAUUGGUAUGAGAGUGUUGGAGGUCAAAAUUACUUGGCGGACUUUUAUAACUAUGUUGGUGCUGCUUAUGCGGCUGGUGGAAAUCGUCCAAUCUGGGUUACUGAGUUCGCUCUCUGGGACCCAGCCACAGAAGCCCAGCAAGAAAAUUUCAUCGCCCAAGUCAUGCCCUGGAUGGAUAAUCUCUCCUGGGUCUCCCGCUAUUCCUGGUUCAUGUGCACCUCCGACUACAACCUCGAGCCGCAAGGUUCCUUAUGCAAUGCAGAUGGAAGUCUCAGCAAUUUGGGAAAUGAUUAUACCUAUUCUCCUUUUUAA